Molecule: messenger RNA, 1484 nt
Organism: Phalaenopsis equestris
Lineage: Eukaryota; Viridiplantae; Streptophyta; Magnoliopsida; Asparagales; Orchidaceae
Exons: 9
Coding region: 67-1269 (400 amino acids)
Biological process (GO): regulation of DNA-templated transcription
Cellular component (GO): chloroplast nucleoid
Source: RefSeq, a predicted model, not a curated record
CCGUAGUCAGAGCGAAGCGCCCCCUUUUCCAAGCCUCCAAAAUGCUUGCUGUUUGAAGCCGGAAAAAUGGCAGGCACUUUCCUCUGCUCUCUCCCCUCUUCUACCUUCACUUACCAACUGUUCCCUGCCUCCAUCAAAUAUAACUUUAUUCUUCCUCUCCUUUCUCUCCACUCUUCCUUUAUCUCCUCGAAUCAUCCCUCAAUCUGCUCGUCCCACGACAACAAUCACCGUCGCCGCUUUCGCUUCCCCUGCUCCGUCUUCUCUUCCUCUAUUCCAGGCAACCGUCCCACCUUCAAGCCGGACGAUAGCAACUUGGACUCUGACACGCAAGAAGCCCUGCUCAGAGGAGGCGAGCAGGUCACCUCUGUGCUCGAGGAAAUGAUCAAGCUGCUUGAGGACAUGGAGAUGGAUGAGGCGUCCCAGGCAGUGGCAGUGGAAAUCGCAGCACAAGGGGUUAUCGGGAAGAGGGUUGAUGAGAUGGAGUCGGGAUUCAUCAUGGCUCUUGAUUACAUGAUACAACUUGCUGAGAAGGAUAAUGAUGACAAGCGCAAGUUGCUUCUGGAGGUUAUCAAACAAACAGUUUUAGAUCAUCUUACCAAAAAGUGCGCACCCCAUGUUCAAGUGAUCGGAUUGCUUUGCCGUACUCCACAUAAGGAAAGCAGACAUGAAUUAUUACGGCGAGUAGCCGGUGGUGGCGGUGUCUUCAAAGGGGAGAAUGAUCUAAAGGUACAACUGCCAGGAGCAAAUCUGAAUGAUAUAGCCAACCAGGCUGAUGACCUGCUGGAGACAAUGGAAGCCAGGGCAACAGUUCCAGAUAGAAAAUUGCUUGCUAGACUUGUUUUGAUCAGGGAAGAAGCCAGGAAUAUGAUGGGUGGUGGGAUACUAGAUGAAAGAAAUGAUCGUGGACUGAGCACACUACCUGAAGCAGAGGUCAACUUCUUGUGCAAGCUGGUUGCCUUAAGACCAGCAAAGAAUGUCCAGAUAAUGAUUAAAAAUGUCUUGCAUGGCCAAGAUGAAGGUGCUGACAACAUGGGAAGUGAAACCAGGGAUUCUGGAGGCCUGCAGCAACAGUUACUGGGUGGAAUAACUGGAAGGGGAAGCAUAUCGGGUCGUAAGCCACGUCCUGUUCGCCCUGGCAUGUUCCUCGAGACUGUUACCAAGGUUUUGGGUGGAAUAUAUGCAGGAAAUGUGUCUGGCAUCACGGCUCAACAUUUGGAAUGGGUUCAUGAGAAGACAUUACAAAUACUUCAGGAAAUGGCCUUUAGUUGAAGUUGGUGCUCCUAUUUGGUGACUUGAGCUGCCUUUGACUUCUGAGGUGAAAUAACUUUUUGGAAUUAUAAACCAGAAUUUGGAUGCCUUCUACUUUCUUUUCAGGAUUGAGCACGUAUUUACCUUACAUUUGUCCAUAUCAGCUGCUAGUUACUUUUUUAAAAACAAUGUAUCCAUCAGAACUGUGUAUGAUAAAUGGAUUUUUCCCCCAUUCA